AAUUUCUGUGUCGUUGGAUCAUUCACAGCUACUGCCAGUCAGUUUUGGCGAGCGGUACGCUUAUUUUGUUUCGUGCUUAAUAUCACUUCUUUCAAAAGAUAAAAAUGAACAAGUUCAUUGCCGUGUACACUGCGUUUAGUCUGUUGGCGAUUCUCAUAGCCGACGAAGCGACCAAACCGUCGUGGGAUAAAGCUGAACAACCGUCAGCAGCUAUGGCAUUUAAUUCUAACAAUGAACGGCCGAGCAACGACGUAGAAGAAAUAGAAGAUAACCUCGAGUCUGAGCUCGAAUUGAAGAGAAUGAUUCAAUUUGUCACGCCAUUGAUGGCCAUCUUUCAGCAACAGAAAACAAAAUCGGGAGCGACGCGACAAAAACGAUUUUCUGCAGAAAUAAAUCCCGAUGAACUCAAUGGUACCGAAGAUUUUAAUUCAUCGCUCAUGAAGAUGGUGGAAGAAGGCCGGAAGCGAGGUUCAGGCCGGCGACCAAUGUACAAGUCUUCAUCUCAACCAAUACAGCCCGAUCGUAGUGGAUACGGAUAUGGCGACUCCUAUUCUUCGGGCUCAAGUUACGGAGGAGGUGGUGGCGGUGGAAGUUACGGUUGUUGUGAUAAAAAGGAUGAUCUGUUACCAAUUCUUGCCUUGACAGCACUGUCUCUAUUACUUCUCUAUUUGAUUGCGAUCGCCACGACGACGACAACCGCAGCAGCUCGAAUAAAAAAACGAUCGCAUGGAUCGAUCGAUGACAACGAUCUAAUAGACGACGAAAAUGUUGAGCCUGACAUCGAAUUGUUGGAUCCCCCCACCUGGGUUUCAAUGGUAGAUGAGCUCUGGAAAUCUGGCGAGGAUGAAGCCAGCGACGUUUGCGCUCUUAAAGCCCUCUGCCGAAUGAAUCGCUUGGCCCUCAGCUCACCUGGAUCGACUGGCUUGGCCGUUUCCUUGUCCAGUGUUCCACUCAGCUACUUGCUCCAUCACAGACAUCAGAGCGGUUUCUUGACUUAUUUGGACGCUUCGUUAAUGGGCCGCUAUGGAGAAAACUGCAGCAACAUGUUCAGUAGCUGCACGCGCCUUAAUUAAGCUUCAAAAGAUUCAAAAUUCUCGUAUGCUAUUACCUCGUAGCAGACAAAAUGUUACAAUAUCAUAUUACAAAUUUUUGAAAUUUCGAAGAUGUAAUAGCACAAACCAAAUUUCGUUAUCGACAAUUCGACAUUCAAGAUCCUGAUCAGCAAAAUCUUUAACUUUAGUAUGUGACGUUCUAUGUUGAUUUUUGUUAUUUAUUUUAUUUUUACUAGGGUUAAGGAUGGGGAUAACAUGUUGCACAAAGCGAACAUGACACACAGUUAAAGUGUUACCUGUUAUCAGGGGAUAUUAAAUGAAGUGAGUAGUGCUGUGGUACACAAAUACACUGUGCGUUUGGGAACAAAUAACAAAAUAAAAUAAAUUAUCUCAUC
This is a messenger RNA of Daphnia pulex (common water flea), 1447 nucleotides long. RefSeq lists its product as uncharacterized. The record is from RefSeq and is a predicted model, not a curated record. NCBI's taxonomy places the organism in Eukaryota, Metazoa, Arthropoda, Branchiopoda, Diplostraca, Daphniidae. The transcript is spliced from 4 exons. Bases 105 to 1073 code for a protein of 322 amino acids.